Epinephelus moara (kelp grouper) is the source of this 6167-nucleotide messenger RNA. Its product is annotated as sialic acid-binding Ig-like lectin 5. The coding region runs from base 1058 to 3745 and encodes 895 amino acids. The record is from RefSeq and is a predicted model, not a curated record. NCBI's taxonomy places the organism in Eukaryota, Metazoa, Chordata, Actinopteri, Perciformes, Serranidae. The transcript is spliced from 10 exons.
UGGGUAGUCCAAAAUAAACCAACACAACAUUAUAGAAAUUACAACCCAACAGCUAAUAACUCCAUUCCCAACAGAAAUAACCUAGCAAAUUGAAUUCUCAGAAUACCCAAUUCAAUGAAAAUAACCCAGUUAAAUUAACCAACAGGCUCAACCUAGCGGUUGGGUUGAAAAAACAACCCAGCAUUUCUUUGUGUGUACAAGAAAUGAAAUGCGUUUAUCACCAAAAUAGUGCAGCUUUGUUAGCAGCUGUUUUUCAGUAAAAACAAAGCUACUUAUACCACAGGGAGGAGUGAGAUGUUAGAUCAAGAGCUGCAGACAACAGGCUCUUACUGCACCUCUGCAAACAGCUCACCUCCAACAGGUGAGCUAUUUGGUUACCAGCUGUAAAAACUACUAACAGCAAAAUAAUCUGGAAUCUGUAGCUGUGGAUCAGCCCUUUGCUUUUAAACCUCAUUGACCAACGACAAGCCGUCAUCAGUAAAAGACACACUUUGAAGCAGGUAGCCCUGUUAUAAUGGAAAUGCAGAUCCCAUCCACGCUGGGCUGAUGUGCCGAGUUCAGCCGAUUCAAGCCAGGCCAGCACAUGUGUAUGGAAAAACCCUGUAACUUCCUUCAGCUCUCGCUCUGGAGAGGAACUCCCCUGUGGCAGGAAGAUGACCUUUGUUCGAUAAAUUGACCGGAUUGUGCCUACAUGCUGUCCACACCUCACUGAGAUCCAAACCCUAUACCAGUCAGGCCACUUUGGCACGUGGUCUGGCUGAUCAGAUCCCAGUGCGGUCAAGUUCUGAUCUAGACUUGACAGUUAAUGCAUCCUGGCAUGAUUGGAUUACAUAAGUCACAUUAAAAAGACAAGUGUAACCAAAGCCUAAAUGCCUUACCACAACAAAUGUGAAGUGUGUUAAUAUCGCAGCUAACUAAACCUGCAACAUCCUGUAUUCUCAUCUGUGAUGUCAGCUGUGGAGCUUCCUUUGGAUAAGUUCCUCUGUCUUCCCUGUAUUUUCAGGGUAAAGUUUAUCCUGUGGAGGGAGAGACUUUCUGUCUCAAACAUCAAAUCAGGAUGUUUGUUCUCAUCCUGGUGACCCUGCUGUUCUCUGUGAGAGGCAGCAGUGCUGACACAGGUGCAGAUUGGGGAAGACAAUUCUGUGACAGAGGAUACUGUAUCACUCUUAUUGAAGGAGAAAUAACAGCAGAGGCUGGACUCUGUGUUGUGGUACCGUGUCUUUUCACCACUGAAUAUGGCUUUAUACCCCAACAUAUAGUUUGGUACAAAUGUGAACCAUCAAAACAAAGAUGUGGUGAUUCAGACAUUAUAUUCCACACUAACAAGAACAACAAAAAAGUUCAGUCUGGGUUCAAAGGACGAGUGUCACUGUUGGAGCCUGAUGUGACUCAGGGGAACUGCAGCAUCAUCGUCAAUGACCUCACGGAGUCCGACUCUGGAUCAUAUCAACUCAGAGUAAAUGGUUUCCUGUAUGGGAGGGAAGUUGGAUAUACAUUCUAUACAAGAGCAAGAGUCUCUGUUAAAGGUCUGACCCAGAGGCCCACAGUGAUGAUUCCUCCUCUGACAGAGGGACAGCAGACCACACUGACCUGCACUGCUCCUGGUCUCUGCUCUGGAUCUGACCCUGAAAUCACCUGGAUGUGGGGAGGAGCAGGAGAGACCGUCUCCUGCAUCACAGGAAACAUCACUGCUUUCAAGACUGAGGAUCUGACUGCUGUCACUCAGAGACACAGCUCAACUUUGACCUUUGACCCUUCAGCUAAACACCACGGCACCGAUGUCACCUGUAAGGUCAGCUUCACAAACAACAUCACAACAGAGGAGACAGUGACUCUGAACGUUACCUAUGUGAAGGAAGUUAAAAUCACUGGGAAUACAAGUGUGAAGGAGGGUGAGGCUCUGAGUCUGAUCUGCAGUGUUGAAAGUUUCCCUCCAGCUCUCAUUACGUGGACUAAAUAUUCUGAUGAAAUGCAAAAUAAAACAGAAACUAUUCUGCAGAACAACACUGUUACUGACCUGCGGAACGACACUGUUACUGACCUGCAGAACGACCCUGUUACUGACCUGCAGAAUGACACUGUUACUGACCUGCAGAAUGACACUGUUACUGACCUGCAGAACGACGCUGUAACCUUCCUGAGAAAAAGUGGAAUGGGCACCUUUUCCAUCCUUAACGUAAGAACAGCAGAUUCUGGAUUGUACAUCUGCACAGCAAAGCAUCUGAACAACACUCUGAUGGGAAAAGUUAAUGUCACAGUGAUAUGUCUGACCCAGAGGCCCACAGUGAUGAUUCCUCCUCUGACAGAGGGACAGCAGACCACACUGACCUGCACUGCUCCUGGUCUCUGCUCUGGAUCUGACCCUGAAAUCACCUGGAUGUGGGGAGGAGCAGGAGAGAUGGACUCUCACAUCACAGGAAACAUCACUGCUUUCAAGACUGAGGAUCUGACUGCUGUCACUCAGAGACACAGCUCAACUUUGACCUUUAACCCUUCAGCUAAACACAACGGCACCACUGUCACCUGUAAGGUCAGCUUUGCAAACAGCAUCUCAACAGAGGAGACGGUGACUCUGAAUGUCAGCUUGAAAGGCAACACCGCUACAGAGAAAAUGACAACUCCUGACAUGACCACUGUAACGACCCCUGCGAGUACUGGAAAUACAACUGUUGAAGAGGGUGAUGCUCUAAAUCUGACCUGCAGUAUUAAAAGUUCUCAUCCAUCGGCUCUUACCUGCACUAAACACGGCUCCAACAAAACCCUGCAAAAAGAAACUACAAUUGCCCCACAGAACAACACUGGAACAGCCGCCCUUGUCAUCAUUAAUGUGACAGCAGAAUAUUCUGGACUGUACAUCUGUACAGCCCAACACCAGACCAGUCUGACUACAGAUUCUGAAGUGAAUGUGAUAUUUCUUCCAACAAUCUUAAGUAGCUCUGCAUGUGUGGUUCGGUUGGAGGUCCUGACCCAUGUGUGUAUCAGUGAGGGGUUUCCUUUACCCACCAUUGAAUGGCCGCUGUUGGAGACUCUCACUGAAUACUCUCUGACUACCAAUGUGUCAAAUCACACGGUGAACAUCGGCAUUACCGUAUUUGUUAAACAUGACAACGACACCACUGUCAAGUGUGUCAGCAACAAUGACGCUAGGAACCUCAUAAUCAAAACAGUUGUGUUAAACCAGGAGGAUCUACUCAAGAUUUUUUUAAUGGCUUUUAAAAUGCCUCAAGUCAUCAUUGCAUUUUUGAUUGGGAUACUUCUCUCAGCAACCAUCUGCUGUUUGGCCAGAAAAUGUGACAGAAAUAAACAGAAGAACUCAGCUGAGACUCUGGAGAUGAUGACUAUUCAAGCAGUUCCUCUGAUCAAUGCUGGUCACGCAGGGGAAAAUGGUGGGGCCCAUGACCAAGAGGCAGCUGAAGGAGGAGCAUCAGCUCCUGACAGUAAUGUGGAACCAAGAGAGGUGGAAUACUCCGCCAUUGACUUCUCCUUGUUAAAUAGAACGAGUUCCAGGGGGGCAGAGGAUACACAAGGGACCACAGAGACAGAGUACGCUGAAAUUAAGAACAAAGUUACAGAGGAGAGUCAAGACAGUGGUGGAGAGGAAGGGGAAAUGUUGGAGGGCAAUGAGGAAAAGGAAGUGACGAUUGAGGAAGAAAAGGAGACAGAACAGUGUGUGUCUGCAGUGGAGGAGGGAGGUGAGGAUGUGGCAGUGUACUCCAAUGUAAAUGAAAUAAUGGGUGAGAUGUGAGGACUGUGUAGCCUGGUGGAGUCUCAGUAUGAUAUUUUUAUUGAAGAAAUGAGACAAACAUGACAGAUUAUUUUAUAUAGACAGGAGUGGCAUAACAUAAAUACAGUGAGAUGAGUAUCACAUUUAACACAGGCAUAAGUGCAAGCUGGGAGUUGAUAUAGUGCAGAUAUUAAUGUUUAGAUGUGAUGCUAAUGUGGGUUUCCUUUUACAGAAAGGACCACAUGUAUGUACAUUAAAAAUAAAAUAAAAGAGGUAGGGAGAAAAGAUGAAGGUGGAUAACUGUGUUCUCAAUACUUAAAGAUUCAUAAAUGAAAAGAAGCAAAGAGAUGUUAGGUUGAGGUUUGUUAACAGGGGUCUGGAAAAAAAAGCAAGUGAGAUGUUAGAGACUGAUUUCCGGGGUAGGUUUCAAAUAUAAUAUUUUCUAAUGUGAUGCCUGAAGACAUGUCAACACCUCUACAUGCCAGAGUCUGUGCUUUUACAUUCAUUAAACUACCAUUAAAUUAGGUAAUCACAACAUGAGGUGACAUCUAUUUCAUGUACAGAACACAUUUAAUCCACACAACUGCAGCUUCACAUGACUGAUCCUCAAAUAAGCAAUUCUGAACCGUAUAAAUACCAAAAAAUAAGGCAAGGAAAAAAGUAAAAAGCUGUUUUUGUAGAGAAAAUCUUUGGUGUCAAACAUAUGAUUUAUUUGCACUAUCAGCUAGGAUUAACAGCUUUAUAUAGUUGUUAAGCUUUCAAACAAUAUGUUAUUUAUGUUAUUAUUUAAGAAAUAUAUGCAGCUAAAAUUGCGCUUGAAUAAACCAAAAUCUAACAUGUCAUUAGUAUCAAGACAUAGGGCUCAGGGCUCAUAUUGUACAGAAUGUCUUUGUUCAAAUGUUGUCUAUAAAUUUGUAUUAGUUUAUUCUAGGUUGAUGAAUAAGUUGCCAUUAUGGUGCUAGUGUCCACAGAGGGGGCACUGCAGCUCUUUUCAACCCAGUCACCAAAAAAAAUGUUGGCACUGAAUGUUUCUGCAGACCACUUGAAAUGUGACAUUUGCACAUUCACUAUGUAGCCAAUAAGUUUAAACAAAGUUGUGGUUAACAUGUGGUUAGGUUUAGGCACAAGCACCACUUGGUCAUGGGUAUAACCUAGGUGAGUUGCCAUUCGUCGUCACCUCAACCCCUCAAUGACGUCAGCUCAUACAUUACGUCACUUUACAAAGUUUGACAUGACAUGUAUGACACGUGCAAAUGUCUCGUAUUUGUAGUUUGCAGAAAUGUACAUUUUCUUGUUGUGACUGGGCUGCACUUUUGUUUUAAACCUUUAUUUAAAGCAACAGUACGUGUAUCUGUGGCUCGGGAGGUGGAGCGACCAGGUCGUCUAUUAAAUGCAGGGUUGGACACUGAACCCUGACAGCUCCUGGUCAUUUGUAACAAAAAUUGUAAAGUGCUUUGGAUUACAGCUCUGUACAAACGCAGUUCGUGUAUGUGCACAUUUCUGUGCCUCUCAGUGGUGGUUUGUCUGUACCUCAAGUGCUCUGCUGGAUUUCCAGUGCCCCUAUGUUUGCCUAAGCACAGCUCUGAUCUUUUGGCUGGUGAUCAGCUUUGCACAGAAAUAAACAUUAACCCUGUAACAGAAGAGCUGUACUUAGUAUUUAUUCUUCAUUUUUAUUUCAGAGAGUCAUUCUGUAUGUAUCACUUUGGUAAGGAAACUUAAAUUUGCAUAAAUUCACAAAACUAUUAUUGUGAAAAGAGAAGAAUUAAAGAAAUCAGCUUUAACAGUUCUCUGCAGAACUGUACUUCUUGUUUCUGUCUAACAAGUAGUUGCAUAACUUCCCUUUUUAGAAAUGUGUAACAGGAAUCAACAUGAUGCUCAUAGCUAAGAGUGAGCAGAGAGUUUUUUGCACAGGAAACAUUGUAGGAUUAAAUUAAGUAUAAGUAUAUUCUCAACCCUCAUGAUUCUCUCUUCAGCAGGUUCAGUGUUUAAUAUGUACAUGUACGUAGCUAAAGCUAUUGAUAGUUAUAGUUUAGUAGCACAGUGGUAGAACAGGAAGUUAUCAGAGACUAAAAAUACAGUAAUGCCAUAUCAGGAAAUUCAUCAAAUAAUAGCCAGUGACUUUGCUGAGAAUAGUACCUACAGAUGUUGCACGAGAUACAAAUACAGAAGUUCUUUCUAAGAGGCUCAAAAUAAAAUGACAGCAAACAGAUAUUCUGUAGGUAUUUAAUGCAUUCAUCAGUGGAAAAAGGAUCAAAUUAACUAUUGGACCAACAAAUGUUCACUGAUCAAACGCAUGAGUCAUAAAUAUCUGCACGAAGAAAAGUUAUUUCUAGUUGGUUGUUACUCAAGAUGGCCAGAAAGUUUUUUACUUCUUGUUUGUGCAUCUGCUGUAAACUUCCUCUUUCAUACAAGUUUCAUGUCUGUUCAGAGUCGUGAAAGUGGU